CUUCGCUUCCCCCCACGUUAACUUAGUUUGCAGAUUGACGUAGGACGAAUCUAGUCUCAAUUGCUACCAUGAAGCUUCUCCAGGUCAUUACAUUCGUGUCCGCAGCAGUGUCGUUGUCGACGAGCGCUUACGGCCACUCAUCAAACGCUUUAGCCGGUGAAACUGCUGCGUCCGUCGUUGAGUCAAGCACGGACCCAACUGCCGACCAGAGGAGCCGCAGAACCAGUAUUCGUGCGGACAUCAACACUUAUCCGUACGGCGCAAAGAAGUCUGACGUAGCUGUGGACGAUGGUGACGCCCCUCGUCGUUUUCGUCGACGCCUGACGCUCAAGGAGGAAGAAGAGAUUGAAGAGGACUUGGAGAAGGUUGAAAAGAAGAAGAAGGCUGCCAAGAAGCGGGUUGACGAAGCCACUGAAGAGAUCGAAGAGGGACUGGAAAACAGCAACGACGAUGAGGUUGACGACGGUCUCAAAGAGAAGCGCGAGGCCGAAAAGGAUGUAGAGGAUGCCGAAGUUGAAGAAAAGGUGGACGAGGACCUCGAAGAGAUUCAAGUGGAAGAGGAGGUGGAAAAAAUGGAAGAAGACGAAGAAAAAGCUUCGAGCAAGAAGUCCAAAAAGGCCAAGACGGACGACGAGGAUACGGACGACGACACCGAAGACGAUGACGACGACCAAGAGGCUCAAACGACCAAGAAAUCCUCCAAAAAGACCAAAUCCGACGAGGAGACGGAUGAGGAUGACAAUGGCGAUGGCGAUGACGAAGAAGCCCCUGCUAAAAAGUCUAAGAAGUCCUCAACUAAGUCCAAGACAGAUGAGGAUGAGGACGAGGAAGAUGAAGCUCAACGCCGACGUCUGACGGAGAGCGACGAAAAGGAGCUGGAGGAAGAUAUGAAACAAGUUAAGAAAAAAGAGAAGGCCGCAAAGAAGAAGAUGGAAGAGGCCACGGAAGAGAUCGAGGAGGGGCUGGAGAACAGCAACGACGACGAGGUUGACGAAGGCCUCGAGGAAAAGCUGGAGGCCGAGAAGGAGGAAGAAGAGGCCGAAGUGGAAGAAAAAAUGGACGAGGAUCUUGAAAAGAUUCAGAAAAAGGAGGCGGCGGAGAAGCAGAAAAGCGCUGACGACGAAGAAGAAGACGAGGAGGAGGACGAAGACGAAGACGAAACUCCGGCCAAGAAAAAAUCGUCCAAGUCGGCAACAAAGUCGAAAUCUGUCGAUGACGACGAAGAGCGGGACGACGAUAAGACGUUCAAGAAGUCUUCCAAGAAGUCCAAGGCUGACGAAGAGGCCGAGGAAGAGGCUGAAGAGGAGCUGGAGGAGGAGCUGGAAGAAAUCGAGGAAGAAAUCGAGGAAGAAGAAGAGGCCGAGAAAGCCAAGAAAGCCAAGAAAUCGACGCACAAAUCCAAGACUGACGAGGAAGAAGAGGAGGAUGACAAGACCCGCCGUCGUCAUCUCCGAGGUCUGUCGACUAUUAAUGAACAGGAGGUUGAGACCGACAUGGACAAGGCUAAGAAAGCUGAAAAGGAGGCGAAGGCCAAGGAGGCCGAAGCUGACGAGGAUAUCCAAGAGGGACUGGAGAAUAGCAACGAUGAUGAAGUGGACGAGGCCAUGGCAACAAAACUUGCCGCCGAAAAAGAGGAGAAAGAGGCUAAAGAGGAAGAGGAGGCGGAUGAGGAUCUUGAAGAAGCGGAGCUGGAAAAAGAGAAGCAAAUGGGAGAUGCUGAAGACGGUGAGGAAGAAACUGAGGAGGAGGAGGACACUCCCGCUAAAACAACGCCGAAGCCAGCCAAGUCGUCAACCAAGUCGAAGUCUGCCGAGUCUGCCAAGGAGUGGGAACAGGGCGAAGACGAUGACACUCCGAGCAAGGCGCCCAAAAAGUCCACUAAACCUGCUAAAAAGUCCAACGCUGAAGACGAAGAUGCGGAGGAGGCUCAGAAGGAAGAUGAAGAGAAACAAGAAGCUGAAAAGUCCAAGCAGGUGGCGGCUUCAAAGAAGAAUAAGGCUAAGGCUGAAGACGAAGAGACCGAGGAUGGAGACGACGACGAAGAACAACAGGCUCCAGCUAAGAAGUCCAGUGCCGGGAGGUCCUCGAAAAAGUCCGAGGCUGAGCAAAGCGAGGACGAUGACGAGGAUGAAGCCGAUGAAGAAGAAGAAGAGCAGGCUCCAGUCAAGAAAACCAGUAAGACCUCAAAGAAAUCCAAGGCUGAAGACGAGGAGCAGGAUGAGAACGAGAAGUAAUAGCC
Molecule: messenger RNA, 2239 nt
Organism: Phytophthora infestans T30-4
Lineage: Eukaryota; Oomycota; Peronosporomycetes; Peronosporales; Peronosporaceae
Product: NUK6
Exons: 1
Coding region: 69-2234 (721 amino acids)
Source: RefSeq, a predicted model, not a curated record